AUGCCAAAUUCUACAGAGAUGAUGGAGAAACCCUACGAGCACCAUGUCGACCAUAUUGAGAAGAUGGCCGUGCAUGAAGGUAUUCCGGAUAAGGAGUCGGGCGAUAUUAGCUUAAAUGAGAUUGCAUCGAUUGACGAAGCGGCGGUCCUUCGAAAGAUGGAUCUCAGGCUGAUUCCGAUGCUCAGUGUGUUGUAUCUCCUUGCAUUCUUGGACCGAGGCAAUAUUGGCAAUGCCAAGAUUGAGGGUUUGGUGGAGGAUCUACACAUGACGGGGUCGCAGUACAAUUGGACUUUGACGGUCUUCUUCUUCACUUAUUGCGUCUUCGAACUGCCGAGCAAUCUUCUUCUCAAGAAGCUCAGACCCUCGCGAUGGCUACCGCUGAUCAUGGUUGCAUGGGGAAUUGUGAUGACACUGAUGGGCGUUGUUCAAAACUACGGCGGCCUCCUCGCAACCCGCCUGUUCCUGGGUGUUGCCGAGGCUGGUCUCUACCCCGGUGUAGCCUACUAUAUCACCUUGUGGUACCCCCGCCACCGAGCCCAGUUCCGUCAAGCCCUAUUUUUCAGCGCCGCUAGCAUAGCUGGCGCAUUUUCCGGUCUUCUAGCAUAUGGCAUCGCUAAAAUGGACGGUGUCGGAGGAUAUGCCGGAUGGCGUUGGAUCUUCAUCCUCGAAGGCCUUCUCACGAUUAUAGUAGCGCUCUUUGCCCCGCUCGCCAUCCACGAUUCUCCCGAAACAGCCAACUUUCUUACUGAAGCCGAACGACGCUUCGUGAUCCAUGCUUUGCGGAUACAAAACUCAGCCGACAAGCGUGAGAUAGUACAAGACGAGGGCGAGUUCCGUAUGAAGUACGUAAUUGAUGCUUUCACGGACUGGCAGAUCUAUCUUGGGCUUUUUAUGUACUGGGGCAUAACCUGUCCACUGUAUGGAAUCUCGUUGUUCCUGCCUUCUAUUAUUAAGGAUCUGGGAUAUAAGUCUUCUACUGCUCAGCUGCUUACUGUCCCCAUCUACAUCACGGCAGCCGUCAUCGCUGUCUGUGCAGCAUGGUUCUCUGAUCGUCGCAAGCAGAGAUCUCCAUUCAUUCUAUUCUUUAUGGCCAUGAUUGCUAUCGGAUUCAUUAUUUGUCUUGCAUCGAGUGGUCGGAGUGUGCCCGGUGUGGUGUACUUUGGAGUAUUUGUUGCAGUCAUCGGAAUCUAUCCGGCCUUCCCAGGGAACGUCACCUGGUUAAGUGUCAACCUAGCAGGCGACUACAAGCGCGCCGCCGGAAUGGCUAUUUACAUUGGUUUGGGUAAUCUGGCCGGGGCCAUGGCUUCAAACUUCUAUCGCACACAGGACGCACCGCAAUACAUCCUCGGUCACUCUCUGGAACUUGGGUUCGUGAUCGUGGGCAUAAUCGCUACUGUUAUCAUGCGAUUUACGUACCAGCGCAUUAAUCGGAAUAGGGAUCGUAUUGAUCCUUCACAGUAUCCGGCGGAUACUGACUCGAUGGGCGAUCGGUCUCCACUUUUUAGAUAUAUGCUGUGA
This is a messenger RNA of Penicillium atrosanguineum, 1518 nucleotides long. Its product is annotated as allantoate permease family MFS transporter. NCBI's taxonomy places the organism in Eukaryota, Fungi, Ascomycota, Eurotiomycetes, Eurotiales, Aspergillaceae. Gene Ontology annotation, biological process: transmembrane transport. The transcript has 9 exons. The record is from RefSeq and is a predicted model, not a curated record. Gene Ontology annotation, cellular component: membrane. Gene Ontology annotation, molecular function: transmembrane transporter activity. The coding region runs from base 1 to 1518 and encodes 505 amino acids.